AUGCCCGGUCUGGGCAUAUGCCGUGGGCAUAGAAUUCCCAGCAAACGCGCAUGCGAUCUUUGCACAGCUCCCGUUUUUUCGAAAGCAAACCGGUUUAUGGAAAUGGCGGGUAGGGCAGACGAGUGCAAGGUCUGCGAGAUCAAGACGCUAGGGCUGGAGAACGAUGGCGAGGCGAAGCGACUGCUACGCGCUGUGGCUGCGCAGGUACAACCGAUCAUGCGGCGGCGGCGCUGGCGCGUCGGCGUUCUCAGCGAAUUUCGGCCGAGAAAUCCUUCUUUGCUUGGGCUCAAUGUGAAUGGAGGACGCGAGAUCAAAAUCAGGCUUCGCCGCCAUGGGCGAGACUCUGAGUUUUACGAGUAUGAUUUUGUAUUGGGAACAAUGCUUCACGAGCUCACUCACAUCGAGCGCGGGCCUCACGAUGCCAAAUUCUACAAGCUCCUCGACGAAGUCACAAAGGAAUGCGAGGAUCUCAUGGCCAAAGGAAUCACUGGCACUGGCCAAGGCUUUGAUGCUCCAGGAAAGAAGCUGAGCAACGCUUCACACAACCCGCCGGCCUCGUCGCUACGUAAGACAGCUCUUGCUGCCGCCGAGAAACGCCAGCGGCUGGGAAGCCUCUUGCCGGCGGGGCCUCAGAAACCAGGAGGAGAUAUCAGCAUGAGGAACUCUCUCAGUCCUGCUCAAGCGGCUGCUAUGGCGGCCGAGAGAAGAUUCAGAGAUGAUUUGUGGUGUGGCGCUCCUGAGACGAUUGGAGAAGACGGUGAUGGCAAAGCAAAAGACAGAGAGAACAGAGGCAACACUUUAGAAGCUGGUCCCAGUGAAGCGUGUCGCUACAAAGAAGCACCUCCGCCAUCAAAGCGAGCCAAAGUUCCCGAGUGGGAGUGUAACGUUUGCACUCUAUUAAAUCCGCCCCUUGCGCCAAUCUGCGCAGCAUGUGGAUCCACACAGCCGGAAGCGAAUUUGUCGAAGAACAAAGCGUGGGCGUGCAAGUUUUGUGCGUCGCAAAAUCCAGUAGCGAUUGAUCGCUGCGUUCUUUGCGACGAGUGGAGAUACUCCACAGGACAUUAACAGCAAUCACAGGUACUUGAAUCUACUGCAAAGAUAAUCGACUUUUAUUAAGAAGAUACUGUCAAGUAUCUCACGCA
Messenger RNA from Selaginella moellendorffii, 1142 nucleotides. Its product is annotated as DNA-dependent metalloprotease WSS1. The transcript is spliced from 5 exons. The record is from RefSeq and is a predicted model, not a curated record. Lineage: Eukaryota; Viridiplantae; Streptophyta; Lycopodiopsida; Selaginellales; Selaginellaceae. The coding region runs from base 1 to 1065 and encodes 354 amino acids.